Messenger RNA from Olea europaea var. sylvestris, 2515 nucleotides. RefSeq names its product K(+) efflux antiporter 4-like. Gene Ontology annotation, molecular function: potassium:proton antiporter activity. The transcript is spliced from 20 exons. Gene Ontology annotation, cellular component: membrane. The record is from RefSeq and is a predicted model, not a curated record. Bases 237 to 1967 code for a protein of 576 amino acids. Gene Ontology annotation, biological process: proton transmembrane transport; potassium ion transmembrane transport. NCBI's taxonomy places the organism in Eukaryota, Viridiplantae, Streptophyta, Magnoliopsida, Lamiales, Oleaceae.
GCCAAAUUCCACCGUAAAAACCUGGUUUAGAAAUCAAUAAUUGUUCUUGUUAUUUUCACCUCUCUGUGUCAAUCGCAGAUUUGUGCUCGGUACUGAGCAGCAGAGAGUAGUGGACAACCUGUGGAUAGCGACAACAAAACAAAACGACGCGUAUCGCACCGAAUCACUCGUACAGUCUCCCAUCCCUCGUUCUUAACGUACGCCGGGGCCUGUGUAUCCUGCUCCCCAAUCGCCCAAUGAGUAGAUCAUCAGCUGCGCUCAUUUUACUUUUCGUAGCUCUUGUUGCUUUGCCGGCAUCGCUUGCUGAAUCCGAAGAUUCGAAACUGCUUGAUGACCGCGACGCCGGUAAUGUCACCGCAAGUAAUAUGACUGCGGCAAAGGAGGACACCUUUGCGGACAUUAUCGACCGAGCACUGGAGAAAGAGUUUACUGAGAAUGAGGAUCAGAAUAAAGCAAAUGAUGCUGGUAGCUUCAACAACAGUGUGGCAGAGCAGCAGGCAGUUUUGGAAACUGUAGCUAGAGUCAAGCCAAAGAAAAAUGAGACCAAAACAAAGGACGAAAAAUCCUUUAAACUUCAUAGUGUUUUCAACCUGGACAAUGACAAUGGAGCUGAAGAAACCCCAACUUUGAUUGAUAGAAAGGACAACGUUUUCAUUAUAUCAAAUUUCAGAUCUAAAUAUCCAGUGCUGCAGUUAGACUUGAGGCUUAUAUCAGAUCUUGUCGUCGUCAUCGUGUCUGCAACUUGUGGUGGAAUUGCUUUUGCUUGUGCUGGACAACCGGUUAUUACUGGAUACUUGUUAGCAGGGUCCAUGGUUGGACCUGGAGGUUUCAACGUUGUCAGUGAAAUGGUGCAAGUCGAGACAGUGGCUCAGUUUGGUGUAAUCUUUCUUCUUUUUGCUUUGGGUCUGGAGUUCUCCACAACAAAGCUUCGAGUUGUACGAGCAGUUGCUAUUCUUGGAGGCUUACUCCAAAUUCUCCUAUUUAUGUGCCUCUGUGGAAUUAUAGCCUUGUCAUGUGGUGGUCGGACUUCGGAGGGGGUAUUUGUUGGUGCAUUUCUCUCCAUGUCAUCUACUGCAGUUGUAUACAAGUUUUUGAUGGAGAAAAACAGUACUAAUGCUCUUCAUGGCCAAGUUACUAUCGGCACUCUCAUUUUGCAGGACUGUGCUGUGGGUUUACUGUUUGCGAUGCUUCCAGUCCUGGGUGGAACUUCAGGUGUUCUUCAGGGAGUAAUAUCCAUGACUAAAUCGUUGGUGGUGUUAAUUGCAUUCUUGGCUGUUCUGUCGAUAUUCUCACGGACAUGUGUACCUUGGUUCCUCAAACUUAUGAUAAGUUUGUCAUCACAGACCAAUGAACUCUAUCAGUUGGCUUCAGUUGCAUUUUGCCUGCUUGUAGCUUGGUGUAGUGACAAGCUUGGUUUGAGUUUAGAAUUGGGUUCAUUUGCUGCCGGAGUGAUGAUAUCAACAACUGAUCUUGCUCAGCAUACACUUGAACAAGUUGAACCUAUUCGCAACAUAUUUGCUGCUCUUUUCCUGGCUAGCAUUGGGAUGCUCAUCCAUGUUCAUUUUCUCUGGAAUCAUGUUGAUAUCUUACUUGCAUCAGUUAUAUUGGUGGUGGUUGUUAAAACCAUAGUAAUUUCUGCAGUUGUCAAGGGGUUUGGCUACAAUAACAAAACAUCAGUUCUUGUCGGGUUGUCUUUGGCUCAAAUAGGGGAAUUUGCAUUUGUACUGCUCAGCCGUGCUUCUAAUCUCCAUCUCGUUGAGGGUAAAGUGUACCUACUGCUUCUUGGAACGACAGCUCUCAGUCUGGUACGAAAUCCUUGUACAGCUUUUAUGCAUGUAUAUCAUGUUUGCUGCUUCUAUAUGGAGAGAGGUGUCGCAGACAUUCUACAUUGUAACUACUCCAUUGCUUUUCAAGUUAAUACCUGCAGUUGUGCACCUUGGAAUUCUGUUAAGGUGGUUCUCCCCUGAUGGUCAAAGCGAGCUUGGGUUUAAAGGUGACAAUCUCCGCUCAGACAGUGCUAAGCAGAAAAUUGCUUUAAUAUCCAAGGAUCUCUUGAUACACGAAGGAUGAAGUUAAUUGUGAAAUAAGAACUCCCAAUUUCCUGCGGAAAACAACAGUGCUUGUGUGGUAUCUCCUGUACAUCUCUAACCAAAGUAGAGAAAGAGUCUAACGAGCCACAAAAAAAUUGAACACUCAUUAGAAGGUAAUCUAACUGCUAGACACACUAACGGCCAGAAAGAAGCAUGUAAUCACUCUACUCCCUUUGGGAUUAUAUUUUUUUCAUAUUCUUUUCCUUAAAUGUAAAAUAGUUUCUAGUUUGUAAUGCAUUCUGACUGUUAAUCCUUUUUCCCACUUAGUUUCAUUUUAUUUGUCCCGUCAACUGGUAGAGUUCAGUAUGUAUCCAGUUACAUUUUGCUAAAUAUAAAAAAAUCAUGUAUAAAAUGCAAGUCUUGAAGAGAAACUGUAUGAAGUGGAUGUUUAUCUCCCAUAUUACCAAGUGAUAUUUAUUGCUGGA